AAAUUUAAUUUAUUACCAAAUUCAAUUUCAAUCUACCCAAAUGUCAUUUACAAAUUUUAACAAUGAAACAAAAAAUGAAAUAAUAGAAAAUGGGGAUAUUGGAAAGAAUAACGAAGAAAUUAGAGUUGAGAAUCAACAAGUUGAAGAGGAUAGACGUGCAAAUUUAAAAUUUCAAAAACAAACAAAAACUAACCGCAACCUCAACCCAACUCCAAAAGAAUGUAGUAUCUGUGAACGUAUGGCUAGUGGAUAUUUCUUUUAUGGAGUGAUUUGUUGUGAUGGCUGUAAACACUUUUUUCACCGUUGUAUUACUUCAAAAAACAAAUAUAAAUGUGAAAAAGAUGAGAGCUGUAAUUUGUCAUAUAGUAAUAAUAUUUUUAUAAUAAUUAAUGGAUUUAGGUGUAUUGGGUGAAGGAAUGUUAAUGAUAUUAUGUUGAGAUAGUAUGGAGACUUUUAGGAUAUAGGUAUUUGUUAGUUUAAGCUUUACAGCGUAACAAGAAGGCUGCUUUUGGCGUAGGGGCUCGAUCUU
Molecule: messenger RNA, 529 nt
Organism: Meloidogyne enterolobii
Lineage: Eukaryota; Metazoa; Nematoda; Chromadorea; Rhabditida; Meloidogynidae
Source: the annotation of a GenBank genome assembly